AGUUAAGUGCUGUGGAAGAGACCGCUCGUCAGUGUGCCUUAACGCGCAGACUCGCGAACACGCGUCUCCGAUUCCAAAUUUACCUUUUUACAUUGCGCGCAGGUACAAACAUUAUCAUAAUACAUAUACUUUUUUUAUUUCAUUUUACACCGAAUAACACCGCCGCUACUACCCCUCUCCUACCGAACAAGUGUUUGUAAUUAUUGUAAUUUAAAUCUUAAUCCGUCCGUAUUGUCUAUUUCUCCAAUUUUCGAUGCUGAUAAGUCGUCAAUUUUUAAAAAUAACUGUGUCAAAUUUAAAAUCAAUCAAGCAGUGACGUGAAUUUCAAUAGCAAUGUGAUAUGUUUUUAUUUAUUAGCAAAAUUUAAAAAUGUUUAUUACCCAUAACAAGUGAUUUAAAUAAUAAUAGUGUUUGUUAUCGAUGGGUCUGUUGGCCAGGUAUAAAUAAAAAGUAAAAGUAAAAAUAAUAAAAUAAGUUUUUGGUCGAAGAAUGAGAAAUAGAUGCAAGUUGUAACUAAGGAUAGAGAAGUUGUGAUCAAUAACCUGGGUACAUACACUGUACAUAUUUGUACGAUACUGCAUACGUCGCUAAAUGUAUGUAUUAUAUGUCUAUGUGUAUAUAUAUAAUAAAGAGUAGGAGGCGAAGGAGGUGAGGAAGAAACGGGCGAAGGGAAAUUGUGAGGAAGGAAGGCGCGUACGACUCCUGUAUAAUAUUUUAUCUCUCUCGCGAUUUGGUCUUUCGUAUCGGGCUUACCUGCACGACCUACAUACCACAAUAUAUAUGUUGUUGGUGUAGUAUAUUUUAUACUGUAUGUGUAUAUGUAGACAAGUUGAGUUGUUAUGCCGGUAAAAAGGACGAAGCCGAGUCUCACGGGGUAAACAAGGGAUGAGGCAGGAAUGAGAAAGCAGUAAAAUUUUUACAACUUGUUAUUGUACGACUACAGAUCUUCGAUUGAGAAUCCUGGACCAUGAGAGUCAAUGGAGAGUUCGGAGGGAUUUUUUUUUAUGACUGGAGAUUCAUAAGGACGAAGAUGUGUGUAGAGAGGAUAAUCGGUAAUAGAAACCGAUAGUUUAUUUAGGUGUGUUGGAUACUGAGGUGGCUGAUGAUUGCUGACAAUGAUCAGGGAUUCUGUUGUUUCAGGAAGUCUGGAUGUGAAAGUUAAGAUUGUGGAUUGAGUGAAGAUAAAUGGUAAGGACCGUCCCGGAAGAUAGUACUGAAAAGAAGUUACCGGUACACCAAGUUGAAUUAUUUUUAGCAAGUUACCUGGCUGUUAAGCUAAACCGGUUUUUGUAUAUUGUAUAUCCUGGAGAACGAGAAUAAAAAGAAAUAGAAGAAGAAGAAGAAGAGUCUGCGGAUAUCUUCGAGGGCUCAUGUGUUAGAUCCUCAAAAAGGAUAUUAGGAAUCGCUGGAGGACCCACAGACAGAACUCUUUUUGUUUUGAUCGUUAAAAUCGAAAGUCCGUAAAAAUUCCUACCAUAGUCUGAGUAGACAUAGAGAAGAAGGCGAGAGAGAAUGAUAAAUAAUUUUCGAUAAUCAGUAGCUUGAUUUUUCAAGUAAAAGAGGCUCUGUGAUAACGCAGGAAUUUAUGUGCGUCAGGUGGUUUAUGAAAUGUUUUUAUCGCUUGUACAACUGAGUAAAUAGGAAGUACACUCACUCAUAUGUUACUUUUGAUAGACAUUUUAAAUUUAUCUGUGCGUUAUUCGCCGUAAGCUAAAUUUUAUAAUGACAAUGGUAUUGUCCGAUAAGAAAUAUUGAAAAAUAUCCAAUAGAUAUACUGAAAUAUAAAGUAACAAUAUUGCCAGAUAGUUAUACUCUGAAGACAGUCGAUACAGGUCUUGGUAAUAGUAUUUAUUAUAUGGUGUAAUGGAAGAUUGCGGUGCCCGUUGGCGAGGUCGGUAAAGAGAAAGUUUUCUAUUUUGAUCUUUACUAGACAUCAGGCUGCCAACCACUGGUUUUUAAUGCAGCAAAUAAUCAACUGGUUUGUUAAAGGCCACUAUUAAUUAUUUACUAAUGAAUUAAUAAAUAUUUAAAUAAAAAUAAAUAGAGUAAAUAUUAUUGUAAGAUUGGAGUCUUGUAAAGAGAGAUAAAGACAGAAAUAAUUGAGGACAACGGUAUGAAGAAUGGCGGAUACGAGAAACCGUCAAGGUGUGCGCGGGAUCGCUGCCACUACGACCGAUCCCAGAAGAGGAAAACAUCGCGCGUUGGCAGCUCGUGGGGCCGCGGGUGCUCUGGUCCUGGGUAUUCUCGCGGUUGUCUUGCAAUCUGCGGCAACGGCAACUCCGACGUGGGGCUACUUCACCAGUCCUGACCCUGGAAUAUCUGCGGAAAAAGGAUACUUCGGACCUUGGAGACAAUGCAAACUGUUACUUUAUAACCGGGAAAGAUGCGGCACUGGCGUAUCCAGAUUUCAGCCAGUCAUGGUGGUCUGGGUCGCUGGAAUCGCAGCGGCAAUAGCAUCUGGACUCCUUGCAAUUUUAGUAUUACUGGCAGUACUCCAGCUAGCCAUGGCCUCUUCGGCGAAGCGAAUGGUAAUCUCAUACAGCACAGCCUUGAUCGGCAAAGUUGCACUUGGCACACUGGCCACUUGUUUGUCGAUAGUUGCUGCGAGUUUAUUUGCAAUGCAGACUGAUGACCGAGCCAAUAGUUAUAUUAUUACACGUGGAGAAGCUUUUUAUAUGCAGUUGGGCGCAAUAGUACUGAAUUUCGGCGUCCUUAUAUCCUCUAUUUACGAGGGUAUUUAUGCCAGGAGAGGAGGAGAUCCAACCAAGAUACGGGAUGUUAUUGAUGUACGUUCUACGACAAUAAAUAAUCCCGGGUACAGAGAAAAUUCCACCAAUGGAAUUUCAAUGACUGAUGCAAGUGGAAAACCUUAUGUCGGUGGUGCCAAUAAUGGAUCGAUGGUGUCAGUAACGACUUCCGGAAGUGUCGGAAGUGCAGCAUCACCACUACGUAGUUCACUAAAAAAGCCAAAACCUCUGGGGAUCCAGAACCCUGGUUUCUCAACCCACAGCCCGACUCUGUCAAGAAACGGCUCCCAGAAAAAAGUACGGAUACAAACACAUUCAACAGAAGUCUAGGGAUACAUAUAUACAUAUUUAAACUUCUAAUUCUAAUUAGAAAAGUAAUUUCAAACUUAUUUUAAUUAGCGCUUAAUUGUAAUUGAGAAUUGCAAUUAUAAGUAAUCAAAUGUGUUGUGAUAGAUAUGACUGCACGAUUUUUAAAAAACAUGUGCACUUUUAUGUUAUGCGAUUUAAAUUCUCCCAGCGUCGGAGGAUUUCUACGAGCGAGAAUGAGGAUAGAAAGGGAGCAUGAUAAAACUAAAUAUGAUAUUGUAAUUUAAGUUGAAUAUAUUAAUUUAUAUAUUCCGUCCAGCCCUUCGUCGGCAGCUAACCGUUAAACGGUAUAAAACAGAGAUAUUUAUAUACAUUUAUAUAUUUAUAUAAAUAUAUAUUUUUUAGUGAUUCUCUUAAUAUAUUAAAAUAUAUAAAUAUAAAUAGAGAUUAAUUAUUAUUGAAUUUUAAAUAUUUACCGCCACGUUGACAAACGUGUGUAGUGUUCAAUGCACAAGUCGUUCAUUUUUAAUUUUAUCAUUUAGUAGAAGCUUUCUAAGAUAUAUUUUAUAGCGGUCAUUAAGUCAUUACUGUAAAAUUUAUUGAUUAUCUAUUAUUUGUUUUUUGUUACAAAACUUUAUCAUUAAAGUUGCUCUGUCCGAUUAUUCACCAGUACUAUUUUUUUUUUAUUUCUAUUGGAAAUAGAGCAGGUCUCAUUUUUUUUAUUUUUGUAAAAACAAAACUCAAAUAUUUUGAAUUUGUUAUUAUUUUUUUUUGUUUAAUUAUAAAUGAGUCAUUAAAUUAAAAAGACUAAAUUAUUUAAGUAUUCGUUACUCGCAGACGCCAUUUUAUGUAAGUCGGCCAUCUUGUGCACGUCAGCUGCGCAAGUUUCUGCAACUAAAUUACGAAUUUUCGAGUACUUUAAAUUUUUUAAAAUGAAUGUUUGUAAUGAAAAUCUUCUUGGAGAAUUAGUGUGAGUACUCUGAGUCCUGUAAUUAAAUAAAAUGUCAAAAUUAUUUAAAAAUUAAAAUAUAAGGCAUCGAGUAACAGUGUUCGUACUGGAAAAAAAUAGUGAGCACUUACCUGUAAUGUGAUCAUAAAAUUCGUCCAUUAUAAUAAAUAAUAAUUAUAAAAAUAUGUAUAGAAUGUUUUAUUAUAAAUAAAUAUUUUAUUUGUUUCGCUUUAA
Molecule: messenger RNA, 4236 nt
Organism: Microplitis demolitor
Lineage: Eukaryota; Metazoa; Arthropoda; Insecta; Hymenoptera; Braconidae
Exons: 6
Coding region: 2121-3077 (318 amino acids)
Cellular component (GO): plasma membrane
Source: RefSeq, a predicted model, not a curated record